This is a messenger RNA of Penicillium robsamsonii, 255 nucleotides long. RefSeq lists its product as uncharacterized. The record is from RefSeq and is a predicted model, not a curated record. The transcript has 2 exons. Bases 1 to 255 code for a protein of 84 amino acids. NCBI's taxonomy places the organism in Eukaryota, Fungi, Ascomycota, Eurotiomycetes, Eurotiales, Aspergillaceae.
AUGACCCAACAAGGGUCAAAUCCUAAAGCAUUAGGCAAGCCAAAAGGGCUUUUACAAUGGCUGUCCUCCUUUGUUCAUACUGUAUUAGUUCUAUCCGCACUGCGCGGCGAGAUGCCCAAAUCCAAGCUCCGGGGCCCAGUUCCUAUCAGCGAGCUACGCCAUUUGAGAGAAAAGACGAGUCCUGGGUUCAACAAGCACUUGAUGAGAGUCGAGCGCAGAAUGGUGGCAAAGGACGGCCCUGAGGUGUACCCCUAA